CUGAGAAAGUAUAUGUAUCUUGAACAGAGAGCCAUGGAAGUUGAUCAUUUCUCAACCGACUUUUCUUGUCAAGAAAGUCCUGCCUUUUUGGCUAGUAACUCGGAGCUGGUUGAUGAAAACACAUCACAUAAUACCAUUGACGUCUACCAUGAUCCUGCAUUGCAAGAAGAACACGUCAGAGUUUUACUUGAUAAGGAGAUUGAUUUUGGGUUCAGAAAAGAUGAUCAAGGAUUCUUCAAAUGGACUGAGUUGAGAGAUGAUCGAUCUGACGCUAUUACAUGGAUUCUCAGAAACAGAGCUGUUUAUGGAUUUCGACUCCGAACAGCAUUUUUGUCCAUUCUAUACUUUGAUCAGUUCAUUUCCAAGCGUUCCUUCAAGGGACAUAAGACAACUUGGCUACGAACACUUUCUGUGGCCUGCUUAUCUUUGGCUGCAAAAAUGGAGGAGCAACGAAGUCCAUUACUAUCAGAGUAUGAAGUUGAAGAUUGCAUAAUUGAAAGGAAAUGGAUUAGCGAAAUGGAGCUUGCGGUAUUGUCCACCCUGGAAUGGAAGAUGGAUCCAAUAACUCCUUUUGCUUUUAUUGAUUACUUCAUCACAAAGAUGCAGUUCAACAAAGCAUAUCCAGCAGAAACAAAAUACGACGUCAUUGAAGGAUUCCUCCUCUAUCUUACCCGAAUGAUCAAUCUCAUACAGCAUCGACCAUCUGGUUUAGCAGCUGCUGCUACCAUAAUGGCAUAUGAUCACCAAUUAACAAGAGCAGGACUAGAAACGAAAAUUAACUCCUUCCCAAAUUUGAGGUUCCUGGAAAUUGAAGAUGUGUGUUCGAUCUACGAAAUCUUGCAGAACAAGGAGGACAAUGGGAAGUCUACAAGGCUACCGGAAUUCACACCGGCAGAUUGGAGCCUGGAAAGUGAUUCAGCUAGAGAAACUGUGACCAGCUAGUAGGUGUCAUUUGGUGUAAAGAGUGUUGUAUAAUUACAAUUACUUCACAGACAUGAUUUGGAGUUGAUUAGAAACACCUCCGAGCACAGAAAGUAGAAAGCAAAUGAUAAAAAAGAACCAUA
This is a messenger RNA of Argentina anserina (silverweed cinquefoil), 1064 nucleotides long. Its product is annotated as cyclin-D5-2-like. Gene Ontology annotation, cellular component: cyclin-dependent protein kinase holoenzyme complex; cytoplasm; nucleus. The record is from RefSeq and is a predicted model, not a curated record. The coding region runs from base 13 to 942 and encodes 309 amino acids. Gene Ontology annotation, biological process: regulation of cyclin-dependent protein serine/threonine kinase activity; mitotic cell cycle phase transition. NCBI's taxonomy places the organism in Eukaryota, Viridiplantae, Streptophyta, Magnoliopsida, Rosales, Rosaceae. Gene Ontology annotation, molecular function: cyclin-dependent protein serine/threonine kinase regulator activity. The transcript has 5 exons.